Messenger RNA from Gamsiella multidivaricata, 1089 nucleotides. Its product is annotated as kinase-like domain-containing protein. Gene Ontology annotation, biological process: protein phosphorylation. The record is from RefSeq and is a predicted model, not a curated record. Bases 1 to 1089 code for a protein of 362 amino acids. Gene Ontology annotation, molecular function: ATP binding; protein kinase activity; protein serine/threonine kinase activator activity. The transcript has 6 exons. Lineage: Eukaryota; Fungi; Mortierellomycota; Mortierellomycetes; Mortierellales; Mortierellaceae.
AUGGAACGCAUCUCCUCAGGACCUAUCAGACGGCCCAGCAGCAUCUACAGCGGAUCAGGUCACUUCCCAACCUCGCCUGUCGGCAGUGGUGCACCCGUCCCAGUCGUUUCCCACGACGACCAGUUCUCAAAUAACCCAGAGGACUAUGAUGUGCGUCUUCCAAUUGGAUAUGGCUCCUCGGCUGUUGUGUACGAUGCCUACUACAAGCCUUUGAACAGGCGAGUCGCCAUCAAAGUCAUCGACCUGGAUAUGUUUGAACGAAACCAGAUUGACGAGCUUCGGAGAGAGACCCAGGUCAUGGCUCUAUGCAAGCACCCCAAUGUCUUGCGUGUCAAUGGGGCGUUCGUGACCGAAAGCAAGCUGUACAUCGUUACGCCAUAUCUUUCUGCGGGAUCAUGUUUGGAUAUCAUGAAGACUGCCUACCCAGAUGGCUUUGAUGAGAUCUCGAUCGCCACCAUCCUGAAGCAAGCCUUACAGGGAUUGGACUACCUUCACAAGAACGGGCACAUUCACAGGCAAGUUGGGGAUGUGAAGGCCGGUAAUCUUCUAAUGGACGACGAUGGAUCGGUACUAUUGGCGGACUUCGGUGUAUCCUCGUCACUAAUGGAGAACGGAGACAGGCGCGGCAUGAGAAAGACAUUUGUUGGUACGCCUUGCUGGAUGGCACCAGAGGUCAUGGAGCAGGCGGGAUACGAUUACAAGGCCGAUAUUUGGAGCUUUGGUAUCACUGCGAUCGAACUGGCCACCGGCCAUGCACCUUUCGCCAAAUACCCUCCAAUCAAGGUCUUGAUGUUAACUCUCUCGAAUGACCCGCCCACACUGGAUCGCGAAUCAACCAAGCACCGCUAUUCCAAACUGCUCAAGGAGAUGAUCGACUCCUGCCUGCAGAAGGACCCUACCAGGAGACCCUCGGCCGAAAAACUGUUGAACCAUUCAUUCUUCAAGCAAGCUAAGAAAAAAUCGUACCUCGUGACGUCUCUGCUGGCAAAUCUCCCACCUCUGGAACAGCGGCCUCCCAAGAGUAAGUUUACGCCGCCAAAAAAAAAAAAAAUACUCAGGAUGCCUUCUUUUCAAGGACGUCUUUAUUAA